Molecule: messenger RNA, 786 nt
Organism: Hansenula anomala
Lineage: Eukaryota; Fungi; Ascomycota; Saccharomycetes; Phaffomycetales; Wickerhamomycetaceae
Gene: DPM1
Product: dolichyl-phosphate beta-D-mannosyltransferase
Exons: 1
Coding region: 1-786 (261 amino acids)
Biological process (GO): protein O-linked glycosylation via mannose; GPI anchor biosynthetic process
Cellular component (GO): endoplasmic reticulum membrane
Molecular function (GO): dolichyl-phosphate beta-D-mannosyltransferase activity
Source: RefSeq, a predicted model, not a curated record
AUGGCUAUUGAAAACAGUAUUGUUGUUCCGGCUUAUCAUGAAAAGCUAAAUAUCAAACCUUUAACCACUAGAUUAUUCGCUGCCUUGGGCACUGCUGACUCUAAAAAGACAGAAUUGAUCUUUGUUGAUGAUAAUUCAAAUGAUGGUUCAGUUGAAGAGGUUGAAGCAUUAAAGAAACAAGGUUACAAUGUCGAUAUAAUUGUUAGAACAACUGAACGUGGUUUGAGUUCUGCUGUCUUGAGAGGUUUUGCUGAAUCUAAAGGUGAAUAUUUGAUGUGUAUGGAUGCUGAUUUACAACAUCCUCCAGAAACAGUCCCUGAUUUUUUGAAAAAUUUAAGAUCUCACCCAUUUUCAAUUGGUACCAGAUAUGCUGAUGGUGUUGGUAUUGAUAAGGAUUGGCCAUUAUAUCGUCGUGUUAUUAGUUCAGGUGCUAGAAUCUUGGCUAGACCUUUAACUACUGCAUCUGAUCCAAUGAGUGGAUUUUUCGGUGUUCAAAAAAAAUACUUGACUAAUGCUCAAAAUGUCAAUACACAAGGUUUCAAAAUUGCAUUAGAGUUAUUAGCUAAGCUUCCUUUACCAAAAAAUGAACCAAUUGGUGAAGUUCCAUAUUCUUUUGGUGUCAGAACUGAAGGUGAAUCAAAAUUGUCAAGUAAAGUUAUGAUUCAAUACUUGGAACAAUUAAAAGAAUUGUACAUUUACAAGUUCGGUGCCUUGCCUUUGUUAUUUAUCAUCCUCUUCUUAAUUGUUGCUGCUUACAUUGUUUUGUCCAACAUCAUCUUUGGUUAA